Gracilinanus agilis (Agile Gracile Mouse Opossum) is the source of this 2236-nucleotide messenger RNA. It is a transcript of the gene MKRN2, whose product is annotated as makorin ring finger protein 2. The coding region runs from base 97 to 1356 and encodes 419 amino acids. Gene Ontology annotation, molecular function: ubiquitin protein ligase activity; metal ion binding. Gene Ontology annotation, biological process: protein polyubiquitination. The transcript is spliced from 8 exons. The record is from RefSeq and is a predicted model, not a curated record. Lineage: Eukaryota; Metazoa; Chordata; Mammalia; Didelphimorphia; Didelphidae.
GCAGCGGCGGCGGCAGCGGCAGCGGCGUCGGGGGUGCGCGAGCGGCCGCCUCUCCAUCCAGCCGUCCGUCCUUCAGUCAUUCACUCACUCUCCAUCAUGAGCACCAAGCAGGUCACGUGCCGGUAUUUCAUGCAUGGUGUGUGUCGUGAAGGGAGCCAGUGCUUGUUUUCCCAUGACUUAUCAACAAGCAAGCCAUCUACAGUCUGCAAGUUCUACCAGAAAGGCUAUUGUGCCUAUGGAUCUCGUUGCAGAUACGACCACAUGAGGCCUGCAGCGGCGGCCAGUGGCAGCGCUCACAAUGCCGGGCCUCCCAGCCUGCCUUCACCGGUUUUCCACAGCCCACACCCUCCUCCCGACCUGACCGCGUCAAUAAUGAAGAGCAGCUUGCACGAGCCUGGGAAGCGUGAGAAGAGAACGCUGGUACUUAGAGACCGGAAUCUGUGUGGCUUAACUGAAGAGAAGGCCAAGCCCUGCGCUGUGAAUGACCCAGGAGGUUGCAGUGACUCAAACGAUAGUCUGGAGAUGAAACCUCAUUCCUACUUAGAAGCCAUCCGGAGUGGACUUGAUGAUUUGGAAGCUGGAAGUUCUGAUAGUAACGAGCAGCAGCUGUGCCCCUAUGCAGCUGCUGGCGAAUGCCAUUUCGGUGACGCUUGUGUCUAUCUCCACGGGGAUGUUUGUGAAAUCUGUAGGUUACAAGUCCUGCAUCCUUUUGACUCAGAGCAAAGAAAGACACAUGAGAAGCUUUGCAUGGCGACCUUUGAACAUGACAUGGAGAAAGCCUUUGCUUUCCAAGCGAGUCAGGAGAAAGUGUGUAGCAUCUGCAUGGAGGUGGUCUAUGAGAAACCAUCAGCUUCGGAGAGAAGGUUUGGGAUUCUCUCCAGCUGCAACCACACAUACUGUUUGUCCUGCAUCCGGCAGUGGAGGUGUGCCAAGCAGUUUGAGAAUCCCAUCAUCAAGUCCUGUCCAGAAUGCCGUGUAAUAUCUGAAUUUGUCAUUCCAAGUGUGUACUGGGUUGAAGACCAGAAUAAGAAAAAUGAACUCAUCGAAGCAUUUAAGCAGGGAAUGGGGAAAAAAGCAUGUAAAUACUUUGAGCAAGGCAAGGGGACCUGCCCCUUUGGUGGAAAAUGCCUUUAUCUCCAUGCUUACCCAGAUGGGACAAGAGCUGAACCUGAGAAACCUCGGAAACAGCUUAGUUCAGAAGGCACUGUGAGGUUCUUCAAUUCUGUCCGCCUUUGGGAUUUUAUUGAGGACAGAGAAAGCCGGCACAUCCCAGCUACUGAGGAAGAUGAUGUAACCGAGCUCGGUGACCUUUUCAUGCACCUUUCAGGAGUGGAAGAGUCUGCCUCGAAUCCUUGAGAGUGAACUGAAGCCCCCUCCCCAUCCCUCACCCCCUUACCAUACCAUACCAUACCAUACCAUGGCUCUCUGCCGGACCAGGCCUGUGUGUUUAGAGAGGGUGUGCUGCAGAGUUUUACAUUGACUGCAACAGUAGUUGGUGUGUCACUUGGAUUAAGUGAGGUUGUGUUAAACCUUUGUCUGAUCCAGUCUCCAUUAUUACAGCAAUGGAAACAUUGAAGGAUAUCAAAUAAAAAAUUAACAGAAGUCUAUGUAAUCUCCAUUUUCAUGGUUAAUUAAUUCUUCAGUUACUUUUAAACCUCUGUAUGGCUGUCACCUGAAGACCAGACUAGCUAAGGUUGGAGAGAUUCAUCCCCAGGUCGGCCACAGCAUCUCUUGAAGAUUAUCUACUAAGUCAGAAAGGGGUUGUGAUCUUCACGUGCAGACGAAUCAGCCACAUUGAUGAAAUUACAGAUCCUUGAGAGAAUCCAACCAACCAUUCAUGUGCUUGGUCCAUGCUGGUUGGGGACUUCCUGCUGGGAAAAGCACAAGGGGGCAGCCAGUCUGAUAGAAGGACUGUUGUGGAAGAGAUGGUGGCCUUCUACCUAAAGGAUACACAGUGACCCGCAACAAAGGCUGCUUUUCAGCUUUCCACAUCCCUUUUCCCUUCAUGGGAUAGUCUACACAAAGGUAUGCCUGCCCCCAUAAGCAAAACCCAGUAUAUGAAAAGCCACCUUUACAAAGUAAACAAUGUGUCUCUUUUCUCUCAGGCAUUUUCAGUUAUUUGAAUGUCAAAAAUCUGAUUUUACAUCUUUUCAGGCACACAACAUAGAAAAUAAAGUCUUUCUGCAGUGUAAAACCUUAAUUUGAGUUUGCCUAUUAAAGCUGUUUUGAUUUCUCA